GGGGACGUCAGCACGUCGACGCGGGGGGUUUGUCUGGAGUCACACUAACGCCGCUCCGGUGUUCCUGAGCCUGUGUUCGGUCUGUCCCGGGGCGGCGGGCGGACACGGUUAGGGGCCGGACCCUGCGAUCCGUCCCGGUCACCGCCCUCCCGGCCUGCCCUUUGUCUAGUCCAUCCUAGGGGAGCGUGAGGACGUGGGGCCUCUGAGCCGGGCCCGGUAGCUUGGGGCCCAUCCUGUCCCGAGACUCGGAUGGGAGGUGGCGGGAGGAGAGACCUGGGAUGUUCAAUCUGAUGGCCAACUGCUGCAACUUGUUCAAGCGGUGGCGGGAGCCUGUCAGAAAGGUGACACUUGUGAUGGUCGGACUUGAUAAUGCUGGUAAAACAGCCACAGCAAAGGGAAUCCAAGGAGAGCAUCCUGAAGACGUGGCUCCCACUGUUGGAUUUUCUAAAAUUGAUCUGAGACAAGGAAAGUUUGAAGUUACCAUCUUUGACUUAGGAGGUGGAAAAAGAAUUCGGGGAAUUUGGAAGAAUUAUUAUGCUGAAUCCUAUGGGGUAAUAUUUGUUGUGGAUUCCAGUGAUGAAGACAGAAUGGAAGAAACGAAGGAGACAAUGUCAGAAGUGCUAAGACACCCUCGGAUAUCAGGAAAGCCUAUAUUGGUGUUGGCAAAUAAACAAGACAAGGAGGGGGCUUUAGGAGAAGCUGAUGUGAUUGAGUGUCUGUCUCUGGAAAAGCUGGUCAAUGAGCACAAGUGCCUGUGUCAGAUAGAACCUUGUUCAGCAGUCUUGGGAUAUGGAAAGAAAAUCGACAAGUCCAUUAAAAAGGGGCUUUAUUGGCUACUGCAUAUCAUUGCAAAAGAUUUUGAUGCCUUAAGUGAACGCAUCCAGAAAGACACAACUGAACAGCGAGCUCUUGAGGAACAAGAGAAAUGUGAGAGGGCUGAAAGAGUAAGGAAGUUACGAGAAGAAAGAGAACAAGAACAGACGGAACUUGAUGGGACCAGUGGUCUGGCAGAGAUGGACUCAGGACCAGUUCUUACAAAUCCUUUCCAACCCAUAGCAGCUGUCAUCAUUGAGAAUGAAAAGAAACAGGAAAAAGAGAAAAAGAAGAAGACUGCGGAGAAGGACAGUGAUGUUGGCCACCCAGAACAUAAAGGGGAACAGGAGGGAGCAGAGUCGCAGAAUGAGGCAGGUGGCUGCCUCAGGAACCCUCACAGGGAUGUGGUAAAUAGUUACAAGGAGGCACUGUCACAGCAACUGGACAACGAGGAUGAGCUAGACCAACGAGUGUCAGAACCAGGUGAUAACAGUAAGAAGAAAACCAAGAAAUUAAGAAUGAAAAGGAGUCAUCGGGUAGAACCAGUCAAUACAGACGAGUCUGCUCCUAAGAGUCCCACGCCGCCCCCACCUCCCCCUCCUGUUGGCUGGGGAACCCCCAAAGUCACUAGACUUCCAAAACUUGAGCCUCUUGGUGAAACACGUCAUAAUGGUAAUGCAAAAGGAUCAGUUUUCAAGUAUCAUCUGUGCAUACUACAUCCACUUUUCUUUAUCUUGUAUCUUCAAGUUUUCAGGAUUUUCUUUUUGGUAGCUUUCAGAUCCACUAUCAUCUUUUCCAUUAUACUUUUCACUUUCAUUUUACCUUAUUUUUUAAUUUUUAAAUGUACCUUACACCUAUAUAAUUUGAUUUUUUUAUCUCAGUAUAAAUAUAUGAAGACUCAUUCUUGUGUUUAUUCAUGAUAAUCUUUUAUUGAACCAAUUAUGAGAAAAGUUUUCCAGCAAUUGUGGUUUUACUUACUAUGAUACAAAACUUGUCCAGCCAUGUCUAUGUUGAGUACGCUAUGAUAAGGAACAUAAUUGCUUUCUUUGCUCAUUACACAAUGUCCAGUUACCAACCAUUAAAAUGAAGUCUAGAUCAACACAAUGUAUAAAAUGAGAGACCAAAUUAAUAAACCAAAUAAAAUUAGGCUAAACAGAAAUUCUCGCGAAGGCUUUAUUGAAUCUAUUAAACACUCUUGAUGAAAUUGUUGUAGCUGUAAUCCAUUCAGUGCAUUGCAUUAGAACCCCAAGAAGUAUAGCCUAGGAAAAGAUAGGACUCACAGGCGGUGUUAUUUCUGACUGGAAAUAGAAGUUUGUAUAUUGUACCUAGAGUACAAAAGAGUAAGUCUAAUUGUAGGUUAAGAGCAUCCAGUAAGCUCCAUCUGCUAACUUAAUAGAACUUUGUUUUCUAAAGAAGAUCACUUAGUAGAAAAAGACAUUCAAUGCUUAGAAAAAGUAUUGCCAAAAUCUCUACCCCAUGUCAAACUGAAACAUACUGUUCAAAAGUAUUCAAGCCUACUUAUUGCUUUCCUUAUUAGAACACUGUGCAGGUUUCUACUUAAUCAUUAGUGGAUAUUAGGAGAUGUGUAUUUGUAGAUGAGUUUCUUCUUAGCCUGUGUGACAGUACUGAUUUUUACAUUGUAAUAUUUUUAUUGAUGGGAAGUUAGGUCCUAUUUUAUUAGAUAACCUGGCUUUAGUCAUAUUAAAAUAUACUAUUAAUAUACCUUUUUGGUAUUAUAAAAUAGUAUUAAGAGUUUUUAAUCUAUAUGUAUAUAUAUAUUCAUAUAUAGUAAAAUAAUUUCUCACAAUAUUUUUUCUUAUUAAAUUCAGUUUUUAAGCACCAUUCUUAGUCAUGAUUCCCAAUGCUAUGACACGAUACCAGACAAAACAGCUGACUAGAAGAAAAUGUAGUUCAGUUCAUGGCUACUGGAGGAUUUUUUUCUCAUGGGAGGCAAGCCAUAGCAGAAUGACUCAGUCUGGAGUAGAGAGCUGGCAGUGGCUACUUGAUGACAUGACAGCAGACACUGAACAGAGGGGACUCGAUCCAGAACUAGAGCAGGGGUGGCCUUCAGAAGCUGUCCCUUAUCACCUGUUCCAUCUCCUGAUGGUGCUAAAACAGUGUCACUGGCAGGAGUCCAUGGACCCAGACACAUAGGGACAGUUCUGAAUGAAAAUGUGACCCGCUACUUCUGGACCUGCUAGUUCAUGUCCAUCUCAGUGUAGAUACACUUACUCUAAAUUGAACAGUCCAUGUAGUCUGACCAGUCCCCCAAAGUUCAGAGUUUCUUCUGAAAUACAGGACAGUCUCUUAGUUGUGAGCCAUCUAAAAUAAAAAAGAAAGUUAUGUACUUGGGAGUAUAAAAUGGCAGAGAAUAAACAUUCCUUUCCCAGAUGGAUCUGAAGCAAGACCAAAGCCUAGUAGGGCAAAUAUGAAAUCCUGCAGGUAUGUGUACACCAUUCAGAGUACACAGUGGUAUCAUGUCAGCUCCACUCGUUUUAUUCUGCCCUGCACCCAUGGCUUCGCCAUUUGCACCAAGUAUAGCCUUUCUCUUGAGGUAGGUCCCCAGUGCUUGCAGUGUUCUUCGACAGACAUCCUAUGUUUUGGCAUUUCCAGGGUAUCAGCCUAGGUUUUGCCUUUGUGGCUUUGUGUUCCACACUGUCAGAAAAUCUGCCACUGCUAAAUAUGCCCUUGCCUCAGGCUGCUCUGCACUUCCACAGAGCCUUCAAUGAUCUUGUGACUCUUGUACUCUUUAUGCCUGCAAUCCUUCACCACAAGGAUAGUGACAAGUUCUGAAGACAGUUCUGAACUUUUAUAGACUAUGACUGUAGCACUCUGAGUGUCUCUGCCUUGCUACAAAAUGUUUCUCUAGGAGGCAUUUUACUGUAGGUCACCUUUUCUGUUCUCUCUUUGUAAAUGAAAGUCUUUCAAGUGAGUUUGUACUUUUACAUUCUAGGACCUUCUCUGUAGCUAUUGGCUCCAGUUUACCCUUUCUAUUAUUACAGUGCAUUGUAUGAAGUGUGUAGCUUCUCUUUCAUAGUCCUAAUUCCUUUAGCAGUCAGGCCUACAGUGUGUGCACUUGCUCUGUGUUAAAAGCACUCCUUUUCCUUUCUAGAUCAAACUGCUGCUUCUGUCUUUCUGUCCCACUCUGUGCUCUCUGCUCUUCUCUAAACUGGCUGGAAGAAUCUAACAAUAACCAUUUCCUAGUUUGAAUGUUAAACACCAAAUGCAGUAGUUUAUUACUUAUGAAUUCAGGAUAAAGAGGACAUGGUCAGAUUCUUUGCAUAAUGUGGAACAAAUGGCCUGUUAUGCAAUUCCAGUAGAGUGCUUGUUUCUUCUGAGCCCCAUGCCCAGUGAUGGAACACAUCAUUGUCUUAUUAUUCCACUGUUUUUCUCAUCCUGCUGAUGACUGGCAGAAUUUCCAUUGAUCUGUAUUUAGCAUUCUAAGGUUUCUUUAGCCAGAAGAUCCAAACUCUUUUGCGUCAAUCCUAAAAACUAGAUGUAAAGGUCUAAGAACUAGAUAACCAUAUUCAUCACAGCAAGGACUCCAUUUCUCUGUUACUAAUUUUCUAUAUGUUCCAGAGCCUUCAAAACGGCAGCACCACUAGUUCCCAGUUAAUACAUUAAAACAUAUGAGCUGGGGCAGGGCAGUUGUCAUUUCAAACCUAAACAAUAGCAGUGCACAUUCAUAUCUGACAUUGGCUAAAAUUUCUAUGUCAAGAUGAAUAAGACAUGCAUUUUACAAGAAAAAAAUAGUCCCCCAAUAUACUGUAGGAUCUAGGAUGGUCAGUUCUUUAGUACAGAAUUAGAGUUAACAUUCAGACACUCUGUGGGCAGUAAUGGAAAGUGGCAUAAGAGCUGGGAAUUCAAAGAAUAAGAAGGGCAAGGAGAAACAGGAUUCAGAAGUAAGUAUGCCUAUAAUCCUAGCACCAUUGAAGGCUGAGGCAGGAGGGUUGGGAGUUCCAGGUCAGCUUAAGCUACAUGAGAGCCUAUCUAAAGAAGAGAGACCAGAACAACAAAACGGAGAUAGAAAAGAACAAUAGUUUGCUUGAAAAUGGUUUGUUUUGAAAAUGGUUUGUUUGAAAAUGAAAAUAGUUUGUUUGAAAGCUAUAUAAUGGGUAAGAAGGGAUAUUUUAAAUGAUAGAAAACAUUGAAAAUGGACUUCUGGCCUUUGUCUAAAUACUGAAGGCCUUACAUAUUCUUGAAAUAUUAAGGCUUACUAUUAGUAAAUUUUAAAGAGCUAGUAUUUAUUUAAUACAUGGGCAAAAUGUUACUUUGAUGUACUUUAUUAAAAAAAUUCCUUUAUGUGUCUGAGCGUUUGCCUGCAGGUAUGUCUGUGUACCAUGUGUGUGCAUGUGGUAGUAAGAAAAGGGCAUCAGAUCCCCUAGAAUUUCAGUUAUAGAUGUUUGUUGUGAGUCAUCUAUGGUUGCUAGGGAAUGAACCCCAGUCCUUUGGAAGAGCAGCAGUGAUCUGAGCCUCAGAGGCAUCUACCCAACCCCUCUUCUUUUUAUUGACUUUGAACACAUUUCUGUUCCCAUUAUCUAUAGAAGUAUGUGCCCAGAAUCUGAUGACAGAUACACAGUAGCUAUGUGAUAUGUGAUGAGCUAAUGAAUAAUUAAAACCAAGUGCACAUAGGCUGUGAAUUCAACUGUACUGACCUGAUUGAAAGCAGCUUGAGGGAGACUCUAAUUUUGAUUUUAGUCAUCUGCUUUGGUAAGAACUUGAUUGUUUCUAUAUCACUUUGAUACUUACAAAGCUUUCUUUGUGUAACAGGUAGGACGGAGGCAUUCAAACACAUUAAAUGAGAAUCUGUGUUUUGUAAACACUUUCAAUCUAUAUUUCAUCAGUGUUGUAUAUACCACAUUAUGAAAAAUGAAUCAGAAUUUCUGGUGGUCAAAAAUAUCAGCUAUUACAAGUUAAAGAAUAUUGUCAAGCUUUAGAUUCUGAAGGAUAAUAAAAAUUUGUAUAUCCUUUUACUACUGCUCUCCAAAUUUCAUUGUAAAAAUGUUUGAUAACUGUUGCAGUAAAAUUAUAAAAAGUGCUGUCUUUUACCCUGCAUUAGAUUUGGCACCGUAGUGCCCCAAGAUAUCUAGUAGAUAUCUUCAUCUCAGUCAGCAAAGCCUCUCGCCUGCUUUUCUCCAUCCCAUAUCACACUGCUGAUGGCUUCUCUCUGAGUCUGGCAGCAAUCUCUCUACUCACCCAGUUCCCAGGGCAGGUUACCACCAUGCUAGACAUAUGCAUGACUCCAGCCACCACACACUGUCUUGAACUCAAUUAAAUCGCCACAUGAAAGAACACACAACACAAUAACCUCAGAUCUAAUUGAUAAGAUAUAAUUGCCCACCUAGACAUACAAAGCCCUGUACACAUCCAUCCCUGAAGAACAUUCAUAACAACCUGUAAAUGUGCAGAGAAGAAUCUUAACAUCCGCCUCCAUGUUCUCUCCACUGCUUCUCCCUCACUCCAGUCUCCUGCUCCUUCUAAAACUUUUCUCCCAUCCAUCCUUCCUUCUUGUCCAAUGACAGGCCUUAUUCUAUCUUUAUCUGCCUUCACCUGUGUAGUUAUCAUCCUACAGAUAACCACUAUGAAAAGUUUAGGCAAUUAAAAUCCUCUGUCAUAUAGAAUGAUUCUGAUUUUUGUAAACAACUGAUACAAAGCCCACUACAAAAGAUAGUAAUUUUUCAGAAAAAAAAAGUCAUGCUAUGUAUAUGCAUUUGGUCUUUUAAUAAAAAUAUUUCUAAAUUCACUAAAAUAAUUGGACACACCUUAUAGUUUUGAGUGUAACAAUAGUAACUGUAAGAGGAACCUACCAUUGUGCUUGUACUAUGAGCAGCAAAAUCACAUUAGGCAGGAGCUGAAGCUUUUGUGCCACUAAGCUGCAGAAUCAAGAUUUGAACUUUGGUCUGCCUGUAGUCUUGAAAUGUGUACCUUAAGCUGUUAGGAUUAUACUAUUACAUUCAUAGUGGUUUAGGGAUCUUAGCAGUUGAAUUUUUGUUUGGAAUUUACAAUUGCCUUGAAAAUAAUCCCCCAUUGUGGUUUCUAAUAUAUUUCUUUUAAAUGUUCUUGAACACUUGUGCUUCUAAAAUAAUUUGAAGGUAAUAUACUAGAAAAUAAUUUAUGAUAACUUAAAUAUGGCAUUAGGUUUUUAAUCUAAUUUGUGGCAAAGUAACAGAUAGAGAUUUGAGCCCAAGAGUUGUCGUAGCUCAUUACAUUGUGCUGCCAAGCCCAAAGAUUGGAGUUUGAUCCCCAGGUCCAAUACAGUUGAAGGAGAGAACCAAUUCCCAUAAGUUGUUCAUACACAAACAUCAAAAUAAACAACUGUAAUAUUUCUGAAAGAAUAUAAAUUAUUGUAAAUGGAAGCAGAGUGCCUGGGAAUAUCUCUGCAUAAGGAGUGCUUACCUAGUAUACACAGGGCUCUGGAUUCAUUUCCCAAUAUUGCACAUACUCAAAAGGAAAGAUCAUUUUAUCCAAUAUAGUUACCAAACCACAGAAUUGUUAGAAGCAUUAGGUAUACUUCCAGUCUGCUUCUCCUAAAAUAUGUAGACGUAGUGACCACUAGAAAGAAUCCUGGUGUAUAUAAGUAGUGACAACUGAGGGCUUAGCAGCAGACAGUGUAGAUUCUCAGUGUUUUUAUAUUUGUUUUCUAAUGUGAAUGUGUAGUACAACUAUGUCUGUUUGGUACAACAUUUUACCUGUCAUUUAGAAUUUACUCUGGUUAUGUUUUGAAUUCAUUCUAAUGUUCUUGGAUUUAGUUUCUUCCUGUUUUCUGCCUUCCCCAUCUAUCCACUCAUUUGAGAAUUGCCUGCAUCUCAAACUUUUAAAGAUGAUGGAUGGAAAACAAUUAGCAGUGAAAUACCUGAGUACCAUACUGUUUCACAUGUUUCAUUUUCCCUCUUUGUAUAGAUUUCUAUGGGAAGCCGCUGCCUCCCCUGGCUGUGCGACAAAGACCUAAUGGUGAUGCUCAGGACAUGAUCUCAUAACCAGGUCUGAUGGGUUAGUCUUUUUCAUAUUAGCAAGGUGAACUGAGACCUUUCCCCAAAGCAGAAAAGCCCUGAAUGCUGAUGCCUGGGGCAAGACAACCAUAAUGAUUUCAAGGAUGAAAGAAUACCCAAGAACUUGACCUGAUAAUUUACUUCUCCAUGUUAUAUGGUUAAAGCAGAAAGGAAACAAAAUGACCAGUAGCUGACAAGAGCAUCUGGCCAAGUUAGCUAGUCAUGUUAUUGAUUCUUUGGUUUACACAUCCUGACUUUUGGACAUACUCCUGAAGAAACACCUCAGAAGUUGAGCCAGUGGACUCUACAUACCUGAUUAUUUAAUAAUCUGUAUUUCUAUGCAUUAAACAUGUUUUAUAAGGUACAUGUACAUGAAAGGGGAAUUCCUGGGAAUUUAUAACCUAAAUUUUAACUAUUUUUAUAUUUUUUCUAAACCUUUUGUUUAAGUUUGCUAUUGUAUUGACUACACACUCUCUACAGAUGCUCUGUUUAAACUGUCCGGAUAGAAAGUUGAUUUACUGAACACAUAUGAAGUAUACAAGAAGGUAUGCUUUGUGAUAACAUUGUUUCUAAAAUGUACACUCUGUCUUGAUGUAAUUUUAAAAUGUUACUAUUUUAAAAAGCAAAAUAUCUGCUCUUUAAUCUACCAAAUUACAUGAUUUGAAAGUGUUACCCAAAGAGAGGAUUCAGUUGUCAUUUGUUUUCCUUGGUGAUGACCUCAAUAAAUGUUAAGACAUCUGAGAUAUUUUUAAGAAAACAACUAAAUUUGUUAAUUGGUAAAAAAUGUGUCCUGUGAGAUAUGACUCAAAGUCCUGAUAGAGAGCACUAAGGGACAAGGCAUUUCCUGAGCUCAGGGGCCCUCUCCAUGUUCUGUUAGCAGCUUUAUUGACCACUUAGGGUUGUUUCCCUUCGUCCAUGCCUUGAAAUUAAAGUAAGAAGACUUAUAAAGGCUCCUGCAGGUCUAGAGACUUCAGGUUUACAACCAGUAUAGUCAUACGAAUGAAAAUGUUGGCUCAAGUCCUUUCAUAAAGAACUAGUUCUAACAUGACUUUUUAAUUUAGAUGACGACACUUGUUCUGCUCUUGAAUGUCAUUCAUAAGGCUCUCUAUCCAUCUGCCCUUUACCAACCUUGAGAGAUAGUUUGGUAAUGAUUUAUAAUGUAAUAUUCAAUGGAAGGCAUGCUUUAGGUCAAGGUGACAAUAACAAGGAUCAAGUCUCUUAUCCCCCUGUUAAGAUCGGUACCAUAUACCGGCAAUGGAUAUACUCUGCUUCUGAACGUAAAGUCUCCUAAGGCAGACUGAUUUGAUCAUUUGCCUUUUAAAUGUUUAAAUGUAUUGUAUUCACAGUUUAGCUCUUCUGACCUGGACUAGUCGGCUGACAUGAUGCUACUCAUCACUAGUAGAGUUUCUCUGAGUUUGGGCAUGGUACUACCUCUCACACUGAAGGAUAAAAAAAGGUUUAAUUUCUAUGCAAAGCCCAUAUGUAGAAUUAGCAGGUGGCUCAGAUAGCAGAAUCACAAGACAGGAUGUAAAUUCUGAACUGGAUUUUAGAGGAAAAAAUGUUCAUCUUCUUGGUUCAUUUUGUAAUAUUUAAAUUCCCUUUUAAAACUGAACUUAUACUUUUGCUAUCUUUUAAUGUUCAUCUGUUUUGAAGAUAUUCUUGCUUCCUACCAAUGUUUACUGUAAAGUACAAUAAUUACCGACUCUAGUUCAUGAUAACCGUUUUGAAAUUGAAUGUAACAUAAACCAGAAUUGAUGUUUUCUAUGGCACUCCCAAAAAAUUAAUGUUUUCUUAAAGCUGUAUAAAAAAUCCUUUAAAAACUGUUUUGUAAAUCCUGUCAGAUUUUAAUAUUUCAGUGCUUAUUUUGUUAUAUUAUACAUUUUCAUUUUAUUCAUCAUGAAUUAUAACAUUUCACACAAUAAAAUUUAUUUACAAUA
Rattus norvegicus (Norway rat) is the source of this 9739-nucleotide messenger RNA. NCBI's taxonomy places the organism in Eukaryota, Metazoa, Chordata, Mammalia, Rodentia, Muridae. The record is from RefSeq and is a predicted model, not a curated record.